AUGAUUGAAGAACAAAGUACCACGAUCCAAAUUUGUGAAGCUGAUAUCAGCCAUGAGCAAAUGAAAGCAUCAUUUGAUAUUUUUGUUUCUACAUUUAGACAAAUCGAUAAUCCUCAUAUGAAAUAUAUGUUAAUAGAACAAAUUAUUUCCUCAUUGACUAUUACAUCAGAUGAAUCUAAAAGAAUUGCAGAGUCUGAAUUGAUCACACACGAACUUUUUGUUAUUUUACGUGACUAUGUAAUUGUCGAUCAACUUCGUCGAGAACCAACAGAAAAGACUAAUGGUACACAAAAGGUUUUGCUGAAUGUUUCAUUGUUCUUCAUGAAUUUGUGCUCUAGUAUCAAUGAAACUAAUUUUACUGCAUUUAAACGUUUAUUUUUUCAAAAACCAUUAAUCGACGAACUUGCAAAUUGUCUUCAUGAAAUAAUUACAUAUGGCAAAUACUUAAAUGAUCGUUUACAUUUGCGUUCGGUUAGCUCCUUACUAAUAGCACUGAAGAAAAUUCGGAAAUAUCAUCUUACGACAAUUGAGUAUUCACUAAUUACACCAAUACUUUUGGCUGCUACUGAAUGUUUGUGCUCAUCGUAUGCUGUUGACAUAAUCAAAAGUUUGAAACGGAAUUUCGUUCAACAACUAGAUGAAGUUCAAAUGCUAUUUCUUCAUGCUAUACCAUUCUAUUUAAAAUGGUACUGGGAUAAUUGUGAUCCUGAAAGUUUUAUCAAAAUUUUACGGAUGUUAGUGAAUGAAUAUACGGCGUGGUUUACAAGUUGUCAACCAGAUUCCUAUCUUCAACGUUCUUCUGAAAUUGAUGGUAUGAUCCGUCAUCUAAAUUAUAUUCUCAUUCGUCCAACUGAAUUUGAUAGUCUGAACAUUUUUAGUGAAGAAUUUUAUCAGGACUAUUGUAAAUUAGUUUGGCAUUGGUCAUUGAUUUUGUCAUCAAUCUUAGCAUGCUCUACCUGCACAACGAAUGUCAAAUCAGCAGCACGAACCAGUGUUCAAAUAUUCUAUAAUUUCACAUUACAUUCAAACGUACUCAAUUUUAUGAAAACUAUACCGAAUUUGAUUUCAAUGCUUCUGAAAGUAACUGAUCUUGAUCAUGAUGAAAUGCAAUUGAAUGCAUAUCGCUGUUUGGGCAAAAUUAUGAUCGAAGCAGAUAUUAAAACUAUGACGAAGCCGAGUAAAAUUGCGGCCGUACACAUUGAAUUUCUGAAAGAUACUAUUAAUGAGUGGAAACAAUCAGAAAGAUUUUAUAGUCUAUUAGAAAGUUUGAAAAGUAAGUUUGUAUCUAUUGUAUUUUUUCUGAUAAGAUCGAGCAUAGAUUAA
Messenger RNA from Rotaria sp. Silwood2, 1323 nucleotides. The record is from the annotation of a GenBank genome assembly. Lineage: Eukaryota; Metazoa; Rotifera; Eurotatoria; Philodinida; Philodinidae.